GGUGGAGUUUCCGAGGCAGGAAAUAUAACAAAGAAAAUUUUCAGCCAGUAAAGAGGUGGGGGUUGGGGGGGACACAUCAUGGAGUUCGAAGGGAAGAAAGGAAGAAAGGGCUUUGUGUCUCCUAUCCGCCGGCUGGUAUUCCCCAAGACCGGGCGGCGAUCAACUGGAAGAAGUCCUGUGAACCGACGGCCUCUCCAUUCUGUGCCCCUGUAUCCCCCAGACUACCUCAUUGACCCCCAGAUUCUGCUGUGUGACUACCUGGAAAAGGAAGUAAAGUUUCUAGGCCACUUGACGUGGGUCACCUCCUCCUUGAACCCCUCCAGCCGGGAUGAGCUCCUGCAGCUGCUGGACACCGCACGGCAGCUGAAAGAGCUGCCCCUGAAGAGCACCCCGGAGCAGGACAGCAUCCUCAGCUUGUCGGCGAGAUGCCUGCUCCUCACGUGGCGGGACAACGAGGAGCUGAUCCUACGCAUACCCACGCACGAGAUCGCGGCGGCUUCCUACCUGCAGGACGAUGCGCUGCAUCUUCUGGUGCUCAAGACUGGUCUGGGUGUGGAUCCAGUGCCCGCUGGUCUAGAUGUGUGCCCUGGGAGCAGGCGGGAGCCUGGGGUGGCUGGCAAGACCCCUGAGAAGAGGUCACCAGGCAGUGGUCCUGAACCUAGACCACCUUCAAGUGGUGUGGAGCGACGCCACACCAUCUGCAGCCUGGACUGGAGGAUGGCUUGGGGGGGUACCGAAGGCCGGACCACUGGUGGAGGUGGGGGCAGCUUGGAGAGAAAGCAAAGUGCUGGUGAGAAAAAAGCCGUGGGCCGGGCUUUUGGGAGCUGGGAGCGAAGACAGACAUUCAGUGGCAGCUGGGAGCGACGGCAGGGGGGCAAACCUGGGGGCAGUUGGGAGAGGAGACAAGGGAGCAAACCUGGAGGAAGCUGGGAGCUGCGGCACGGAGGCAAGCCUGGGGGUAGCUGGGAGCGUCGCCAGACCUUCAGUGGUGGCAGCUGGGAGCGUCGACAACCUGGUCUCAACCCCCUGGACCCUCAGGAUCCCAGCCCUGAUGCCUACUGCAAUCUCAUCAUCCUGGCAGUUGCCAAUAGGGAUGCAGCAGAAGAAUCCUGCGCUCUCAUCUGCCAGGUCUUCCAGAUCAUCUAUGGAGAUCAGACCAUCGAGUGUGUGGAUCGAGCUGGCUACCAUUACACCUCCACCCCCGAACGGCCCUGGCUUAUCAGCCGCAGUGAGAGCUGCCGCACAGAUGGAACCUAUGGCUAUGAUGCUGAUUUCAGUUGCUGCAGUUCUUUCAAUGGCUCCCACGACACCUUCGAAGCUUAUUAUAGUGGCACAUCCACACCCUCCUUCCAGGAAUCUCACUGCAGCGAGAGUGACGGCAGCAGCCUGGGCCUGGAGCAGCUGCAGGACUAUAUGGUGACGGUAAGGCCCAAGCAAGAUCAGGGCCACUUUCCCAAGCUCUGGAGAGUAUCCCAGCUCACUGCCCCCUUUCCUGAGCCUCUUUUUGCACCCCGUGGAAGCCUCUGCUCACUCACAGCACUUCUCCCCUGUAGCCCCCCUCCCUGCACCCAUUUGUGUCCCUGUCUACUUCAUCUAUCUCCCCCCUCCCAUUUACACAUACCCUUUGCCUCUUUCCCCCAUGUGCCCCAUGAAAGCUCCCACCCACUCCUUUCCUUCCCUGGAAGUCUACAUCUUCCCUAUUUCAUGGGACCCCUGCUCCCCUGCCAUCUCCGCUCCAGUGCCCAGCUCCCUCAGCUGCGAAACAAGCUGUCGCCCCCUGAGAUCCAGCAGUUCGCUCUGCUGCUCCGAGAAUACAGGCUGGGGCUGUCGGUGCAGGAGUACUGCGGGCACCUUCUCCGGCUCUAUGGGGACAAGAGGAAGUUCCUUCUCCUGGGGAUGCGGCCCUUUAUCCCGGACCAGGACAUCGGCUACUUCGAAGGCUUCUUGGAGGGCGUGGGCAUCCGCGAAGGCGGCAUCCUCACCGACAGCUUUGGCCGGAUCAAGCGAAGCAUGAGUUCCACGUCGGCCUCGGCCGUCCGCAGCUACGACAGCCGGGCCCCCCGCCCGGAGGCCGAGGCCUUCAAUCGCAUCCUCACCGGCAUCACCCAGGACAUCGAGGCCCUGGCCCAGGAGGGAGAGGGGGAGGGCAGCGGGGAGGAGGGCGGGAGAGCGGAGGAAGGAGAGGACAACUACCUGUGAGAGGCCCCUCCCCAAACACCGGCGGAGGCCCUGACGAAAGGGGGGGAUGCGGGACGUCCUGGGAGAUUUUCACUGGUGCCGGAUAAUGAAACACCAUUAGGUUGGAAGUUAGAGGCCCUUGAUUCGAAUUCGGACAAAUAACCUAACUUAACCCUCAUCUGCAAAAUGGGAGGAUUUGGACUAGAUCAGAGUGUUUUAGCCAGGGGUUAGUGGACAAAGUCCGUGAAUACAUUUCAGAAGGGUUCAUAUGGGAAAAGAAGCAGACAUAAAAUGGUCACGACUCUGUGACAGAUAGUCUCUAGGUCCUGUUGUGAUUUAUAUGCUCAGAAAAGGCAGAUACCCAAUUUAAAAGCAUUUAAAAUGUUCCCAGCCUUGAAGUGGGGGCUGGGUGAGAGAGUUUGGGGAGGGAAUGGGGACUUCAAUAACAGAGACAGCCCUGGGAACUCCCAAAGCCAGCCCUAACAAGGGCGCCAGGACCCCUUGCCUUAGGGCGGGAAGCUCUCGCCACCCGCCAGCCCUUUGCCUUUAGGACUACAGUGCCUCUGCAGUUCCGGGUUUUGCCGGCAGGGGGACUGUGAGUCCGGUUCUUAGUCACUCAUGGUUUAACAACUAUCUCACCACAUUCUCAGCAGCCCAGUCUGAUAUUGUCCCUUUGGUGGGGGAAGGGAGAAAGGAGAAGGGGCUCCUGGAAAAAACUCUCUUAGUUCCCAACUUGCAUCAGCUUUGAUACUCCAAGAGGGCAAACUGGACACGAAUGACAUGGGAGUUACAUAGGGAACAUUCAUUACGCCUUGAACAUACCCUUGAGUCUGAAUAGGACUCAGGUGAUCCUCUCUCUCUCCUAAUAGGAAGUUGAACUAUGGGGAAAAUCUACAGGACUUUAAAGGAGACAUUAUCUCAUUAGAGCAGGUUUCUUUCCUGAUGUAGCCACCGGCUCUUUCAGACUUUUGGAUCUGGGUUCAAGAGUUGCUGUAGUCAAAAAAACAAACAAACCAAAAACAACAACAACAACAACAACAACAAAAAAAAAAAAACCCAUCCUGUGGUGGCCAGGUGUCAGAUAAUGAGUUUGGCAAGGCUUAACAACAAAUGCAUCUUGGGGCCCCAGAAUCCUUCCAGUUUCCUGGCAUUCUUCAUCAUUCUUUCUUUUGAGGAGGGGUGUGGAGAAAACUGGGUCUUCUUUUCUCACCCAGGCUGGGAAUAUCAGAGCUUAUAUUCUUGGUUCUCAGGGUCUCCUUGAGGCUACAAGAAGGAAGUAAAGGAGGAAAUUCAUAGAUGAUGGGGAAUAACCUGGUUUUAAUAAAAACUAAAAGACUUUUGUACUCA
Molecule: messenger RNA, 3525 nt
Organism: Antechinus flavipes (yellow-footed antechinus)
Lineage: Eukaryota; Metazoa; Chordata; Mammalia; Dasyuromorphia; Dasyuridae
Gene: CCM2L
Product: CCM2 like scaffold protein
Exons: 10
Coding region: 79-2199 (706 amino acids)
Biological process (GO): heart morphogenesis
Source: RefSeq, a predicted model, not a curated record